This is a messenger RNA of Euleptes europaea (tarantolino), 1632 nucleotides long. It is a transcript of the gene KCNV2, whose product is annotated as potassium voltage-gated channel modifier subfamily V member 2. The transcript has 2 exons. Bases 1 to 1632 code for a protein of 543 amino acids. The record is from RefSeq and is a predicted model, not a curated record. Gene Ontology annotation, cellular component: voltage-gated potassium channel complex; membrane. Gene Ontology annotation, biological process: protein homooligomerization; potassium ion transmembrane transport. Gene Ontology annotation, molecular function: voltage-gated potassium channel activity. NCBI's taxonomy places the organism in Eukaryota, Metazoa, Chordata, Lepidosauria, Squamata, Sphaerodactylidae.
AUGUGGGGCUUUAAGCCGAGAAGACAGCCCCAAAUUUCAAACACAAAUGCAGCAGCUUGUGAUGCCACCUUGGAGUCAACUGAGGAACAUAAAGGAACAUGGUGUACAGACACAGCAACCCGAGGAGUUGGUUUUACUAAGUGGGGAUCCCAGGUGCAAUUGUCCCAGGAAACAGAAAGCUUGGAGGAGAAGGAAGAUGAGGAGGAGAGAAUCCCCACUUUGUUUCCAUUUACUCCUGCCUUUUCUUCCCGAGCUGCGGCAUCUUCAUCAGUGCUGAACAUUAAUGUUGGUGGGCACAGCUACCAGCUCACUUACCAGGCUGUGGCCAUCUACCCUACAACGCGGCUGGGCCGCUUGGCCACUUCCAUUGACCGCAGCUGCCAGCUAGGCCUGUGCGAUGACUAUGCAGCUCAAGGUGAUGAAUAUUUCUUUGAUCGCGAUCCUGCUGUCUUCCAGCUGGUUUACAACUUCUAUGCUUCAGGUGUGUUACGGGUGCAGGAUGAACUGUGCCCCUUCAGCUUCUUGGAAGAGUUGAGUUACUGGGGGAUUAGACUCAAGUACACACCACGGUGCUGCCGCAUUUGCUUUGAGGAGAGAUGUGAUGAGCUGAACGAGCAGCUGAAAGUGCAGCAAGAGCUGCAGGCCCAAGCUGCCGCCCAGGAAAGUGAGCAUCUCUUCCGCCACAUGCGCUAUGCUGAACAGCGUUGGCGCCUUUGGAACCUCAUGGAAAAGCCCUUCUCCUCUACAACAGCAAAAGCCAUGGGGGUGGCCUCCAGUUUCUUUGUACUCAUCUCAGUGGUAGCACUGGCUCUCAACACUGUAGAGGAGAUGCAGCACAAGGAUCAGGGCACUGGAGAGAUUCAUCCCAUGCUAGAACAUGUGGAGACGUUCUGCAUUGCCUUCUUCACACUGGAAUAUGUGCUGCGGCUGAUCUCCACCCCAGACAUACGCCGCUUUGCUAGUAGCACGCUCAAUGUUGUGGACCUCAUUGCAAUAUUGCCCCUCUACCUCCAGCUAGUGUUGGAACAUUUUGUCGAUGAGGACCAGCCUCGUGGCCAAGGUUCUCAGCAUGAAAAUGACAUUGAGAAGGUGGGGCGGGUGGGGAAGGUAGGGCAGGUGCUACGCAUCAUGCGACUUAUGCGUAUUUUCCGCAUCCUCAAGUUGGCCCGCCACUCUACAGGGUUACGGGCCUUUGGCUUCACUUUGCGCCAGUGCUAUCAGCAGGUGGGCUGCCUCUUGCUCUUCAUUGCUCUGGGAAUUUUUGCCUUCUCUGCUAUGGUCUACACAGUGGAACAUGAUGUUUCCAGCACAAACUUUACCAGCAUCCCACAUGCCUGGUGGUGGGCUGCCGUAAGCAUUUCUACAGUGGGCUAUGGAGAUAUGUGCCCAGAAACCUAUUUGGGGCGACUAUUUGCUUUCUUUUGCAUUGCUUUUGGAAUAAUUCUGAAUGGAAUGCCCAUCUCUGUCCUCUAUAAUAAGUUCUCAGACUAUUACAUCAAGCUGAAAGCUUACGAGUAUACAGCUAUACGGAAGGACAGAGGGAAAGUAGAUUUUGCACGGAGAGCCAUGAAGAAAAUGUCAGAGUGCUAUGGAAACAGGCCAACCCAAUUACCAAGACACAGAUACAAUUAA